Molecule: messenger RNA, 1194 nt
Organism: Guillardia theta CCMP2712
Lineage: Eukaryota; Cryptophyceae; Pyrenomonadales; Geminigeraceae
Exons: 2
Coding region: 1-1194 (397 amino acids)
Source: RefSeq, a predicted model, not a curated record
AUGCGGAGCAGUUUGCUGAAAGCUCUUCUUCUCCUGUCCCUCCGUGCCUCGUACACAGCAGCAGUCAUCGUAAGGAGGUACGAGUAUGAGCUCAAGGACGAAACCAGGAACAUCAACUACCCAGAGGGCACGGUGGAACAUCACUGCAUCCUCUUUGCGGACGAUAACUCUCCAAUCAGCGUCGUUGGGACAUACGGAAGGUUCGGAUACUUCGAGGGUACGUUCCAGGCGAACACCAGGAACGCCAUGGUGAACUGGUACGAGACUGCCACUAGCGAGGACUGGGAGCUCGUGACGUCGAGCGGGGGUGCCUGGCUGAUCUAUGCAUCGAACUACUCCAGCGUUGAGGGAGGAUGCAAUACAGCCGGGAUGUACGACUCACUGGAUUCGUACGUGGAGUGGAUCUCAGUGAAAGGAGUCAUGAAGAAGACUUCUGAAGACCCCGAUUAUCGUCCUGAUUUCCUCAGCAACUGCCUCCUGGUCCUGCCUGACAGGAAGACGUGGCAGGAUGUGAUGGGAACUGAGAAGAAAGACGCGUUCUUCAACCUCGCUCCUACCAGCACCGCCAGGGAUUUGCUUCCUGGCUUUGACGGAACCAUCUUUGAGGGAGAUCAGGCAUGCUCCUUGCACUUGAUCUCGUCGUCUCACGCUAUCCCCUCCCCGUCUCUCUGCUUCGCUACCUUCCUCCCGUUCUGUUCCGCAUUCCUCCCUUCCUCGCGCUCUCUUCAGCACACCUUCAUGCUACUGCUGAUGUCAUCGCAGGGCAAAAUCUCCUUCUGCAAAGACGUCUACAACCUGCAGUCCUCCUACAUCCACAUCUUCAGCGAGAAGGAUCAGACUGACACUGCUCGGCCUGGCGACAGGGAGACCGGGAUCUUCGCGCCCAACUCCAUCGCCUUCUCCGGCACGGUCGGCAACGGCGUCAUCGGUCAGUGGAUGGCCCAGGACGGGCCCAACAUGGGCCAGACGGGGCCGUUCGUGUACCUCAUCCAACCCCAGCAGGGGAGCGGGCCGCAGAUGAUAGGGUACUACUGCAUCACAAACUCCAAGAAGAUCCGGCUCAAGUGCUUCGACAUGCUGUACAAGUACAAGGAGAAGGUGACGUGCGGAACAUGCCGGACGGGAUCAAGCUCUGUCUUACUCUUGAUGGUUGUUGCUUGCUGCUGGGCGCGCGGAGUGUUGGCUGGAUAUUGA